Molecule: messenger RNA, 2145 nt
Organism: Andrographis paniculata
Lineage: Eukaryota; Viridiplantae; Streptophyta; Magnoliopsida; Lamiales; Acanthaceae
Product: serine/threonine-protein kinase STY13-like
Exons: 6
Coding region: 389-1447 (352 amino acids)
Biological process (GO): protein phosphorylation
Molecular function (GO): ATP binding; protein kinase activity
Source: RefSeq, a predicted model, not a curated record
AAUACGGGUUUCUGGGGUGGGAUUAUAUAUAUUUUCAUUUUUAUUAAAAAAAAAAAAAGAAAGAAAAAACCAUGUGGGGGGUGGGGUGGCCUUGGAAAUAGAAGUGUGUUUCAAGUCGAUUUAGGUGUAUUGUGUGUGGAUUGAGUUGUAUCUUUUUUUUGGAUUAGUAAUGGCAGCGGCAAGUGACAAACAUCUCAAUCUAUCCAUUUUGAUUUUUAUUUGUUAUUUUAGGGGAUGAUGAUGGGCGUAUUUCACGAGGGCAUUUCUUGAUCUGGGAUUUACUCAGAAUGUCCAAACAACCCAACUCAUAAAACCCAAUUUGAUCUGUUUCAACUUUCAGCACAAUAAAUUUGUGGUGAGUGAAAGAAAGAAAGAAAGAAAAAGAAAAAUGGAAUCUGGGAAUGGAUUUGAUUCAAGAUCAGGGUUUAAUUUGGACCCCAAAUGGCUGAUUGAUCCCAAGCUUCUUUUUGUUGGUCCAAAGAUUGGAGAAGGAGCUCAUGCCAAAGUGUAUGAGGGGAAAUACAAAAACCAGAAUGUUGCAAUCAAGAUUGUUCACAAAGGAGAAGCACCCGAAGAGAUUGCCAAGAGGGAUGCGCGAUUCGGGAGAGAAGUCGAAAUGUUGUCAAGAGUUCAACACAAGAACCUAGUUAAGUUUAUCGGAGCUUGCAAGGAACCGGUUAUGGUCAUAGUAACCGAGCUUCUACUCGGCGGCACAUUGAGGAAAUACUUGCUGAAUUUGCGGCCGAGGUGCCUCGAUACGCACAUUGCGAUUCAAUUUGCUCUUGAUGUCGCCCGCGCCAUGGAAUGUUUGCACUCGCAUGGAAUCAUACAUCGGGACCUUAAACCUGAAAACUUGCUGCUGACAUCUGAUCACAAAACCGUUAAGCUCGCCGAUUUCGGUUUAGCAAGAGAAGAGUCGCUGACGGAGAUGAUGACAGCCGAGACCGGCACUUAUCGUUGGAUGGCGCCCGAGCUCUACAGCACCGUCACGCUGCGACACGGAGAGAAAAAGCAUUAUAACCAUAAGGUCGACGCUUACAGUUUCGCGAUCGUGCUGUGGGAGCUGAUACACAAUAAGUUACCGUUCGAAGGCAUGUCGAAUCUUCAGGCAGCCUACGCUGCCGCCUUCAAAAAUGUCCGGCCGAGCGCGGAGAAUCUUCCGGAGGAUUUGUCCGUAGUCGUCACUUCGUGUUGGCAAGAGGAUCCCGACGCUCGCCCCAAUUUCAGCCGGAUAAUACAGAUGCUCCUUGAUUACCUGUCGAAAAUAUCGCCCGCGGAACCUGUUGUGCCGCCCCGGAUUUUCAUGUCCGAGAACGCGGUUUUUCUGCAAGAGUCUCCCGGGAUGAGUUCUUUAAUGGCGAAGAGAGGCGAUGGCUGCGGCACUCCGAAAACGUCGAUGGAGAACAAACCGAGAGGCCUUUUCUUCUGCUUUAAACAGUGCUAUUAAUCCAAAGGUACACAUAGAUACAUACAUAUGUGUAUAUGUAUGUAUGUAUCUAUAAAAUUUUCAUUUCUUGUCUUCCUUUUUGACCUGAUUCAAAACAAAGAGGGUUUCAAGGUUAUGGAGUUAGGGCUGCUGUGAUGGUAUUUUAGCUGUAAAAUAAGGUUCAUCCAAAAGCCUAUUAUACUCCAAAUAUGAAUAAUAAUAAUAAUAUUAUGCAACUUUGUAAUAAUAACAGAUGACAAAACACCUUUGUUUGUUUAUUCUUCUUUCAUACAUACAUUCAGAUGUAAUUGCAAGAAAAUCAUUUCGUUUUUCAAUGCUAUGCUAAUGGUAGCAUUCGGGAGUUAAAGUGCUGAUUAGGACUAAUUAAUAUACGAGCUAUUAUGUACUUCAUCAGUCUCAAAUGCCCUAGCUAUUAUGUACUUCAUCAGUCUCAAAUGCCCUAGCUAUUAUGUACUUCAUCAGUUUUUGUCUGUCUCAGACAUUUUCUAACGUUUCUAAAAUAGAAAAUAAUUAAAUAUAUUUAAUAUCUACUUCACAAUUUAUAUCAUCAUACUCAAAUAUAUACACUUUUUUUCUCUCAUCGUAUCAUUUAAUUUUCAAAUUAUCCUAUUUAAUACUCUCCAUCUAAAUUCUCAUACCAAAAAUAAAUGUUGCACCAUGUUUGGACGGACGGAGAGAGUACUAUUUAGCCCUAAUGA